Molecule: messenger RNA, 1062 nt
Organism: Aureobasidium subglaciale EXF-2481
Lineage: Eukaryota; Fungi; Ascomycota; Dothideomycetes; Dothideales; Saccotheciaceae
Exons: 1
Coding region: 1-1062 (353 amino acids)
Molecular function (GO): protein binding
Source: RefSeq, a predicted model, not a curated record
AUGACUUCCUUCCUAACUAACACGUUCACUCCAACACGUCCACUUCCCGUCAGUCGCAUAGCCUGUGUCUGGUCUUGGACAUACUGGCUCCUAACUGGCACCUUACCAUUUCCAUCUCGAUACAUCCUCACCGCUAGAACGCAUACUCCGACCACGGCUCUACUCACGCAUUUGAAUCGCUACACAUCUACUACCAACAUGGACAGCCUACCACUAGAGCUCAAGCAGCGCGUCUGCAGCUAUCUAACACCUCGAGAUCUCAAAUUGCUCAGAUUGGCCUCGAAGGUCUGCUCUAUCGCCGCCUGCCGUCACAUCAUGCCUCGCGUCUUUCUGCACAAUCAUCCAAACAGCUUUCAGGAGAUCAAGGACAUUGCUGAGCAUCCUAUCCUGAGCCAACGCAUAACCACUUUGGUGAUCGAUACAUCGCGCUUCAGAAGCUGUCCGAUCUCCAAGCAAUGGUCGGCGUUGUACAUCGAGGCUGAAGAAUAUAUUCCAGACUGGGCUGAUUUCGAGCCCCCCAACGCAGCUCAGGAACAGACUGAUGCUCGAAGUGAGCGGGCCUUACGUCGUGCUAAAGCCUCAUAUCAACAAGCUGUCGGGAAUGCCCCGUACACCGCAGAAGAUCUCGAAGGAGAUUGGAAUGCUUACCAAAGUGUUGCAGGUGCCCAGUCUCAGCCGUCUGCGAAAGUUGCCAUGCUGGAUAGUAUCGCUGUUGCAUUCAAGGCUUUCUCAAGACUCGUUGAUUUGGUCAUCGCACACGGACGCUGGGAUAACUUCGAUACCGGACGGAGAGCGCGCAUUUUCGGUGACUUUCCAAAUUCGAUUCAUGCUCUAAAGAUUAUCAGACCUUGGCGACUGGAACAUGGUUUACAGGCCACCAGGUAUUCCCUCGGAGAGCUGAUCGAAGCUGCUGGACAGAAUGAUCGCGUCCUGCACUCGCUUGUGAUGAUCGAUGCCCCUUUCUCACCUGACCAGUCUGUCCUUCCUGAGAGAGUCUUCACCAAUCUGAAGCAUCUGCGUUACAAAGCCGAUCCCAACUUUACUGAAAACCAGACUUUCUGA